UUAUCAAAAGCAUGCUUGUGCCUAAAAUUUGAACCCAGUUUCUGAGAUUUCAGAGAAACAAUUCCAUUGGAUUCAACAUUUCAUCCCUUUAGCUUUUGAAAAUCUCCACUCAUCUUCAAUCUCUGCAUUGUUCUCCUAACAACAAAACCUUGUUUGUUUUUCUGAUUCACAGAAUUCGAGUUCAAACCCCAGUCAUCACCGAAUUACCUGAAAAUCUCAGCAAGAAAAACCACCCAAAUGCUCAUCAUUCAUCAACUCUUUUCGGGGCUUUAAGCAUUUGGAAUAUGUUGCCGGUGGUGUAGAUCGAUCUUAGCAGAGAAUUGAAGUUGCAAUGGAUCAGCAGCCUUUGUACCCGAUUCAAGAGCGCCUCAGGAUCCUUGAAGGAGUUGUCUUCAGGGAUAGGCAGCGGCAGAGGCGGCGAGAGGGUGAAACUCCAAUUCAGAUAACUACCUCUACCGGAGAAUCGGUUACAGUAGAUAGUGAUGUUCAAGAUGAAGGCAGGGUGCACCGGGAAGAAGUUGGUAGUGAUGUUGAAAAGGCGGCGCGCGAAGGUUGGGACCUGCGCAAAAGGAAAAGUGCCUAUUUAGUUGCUAAAGCAUUGGGGUUGGAAACAUACACCGAUGAGGCAGAGGGAUUUAGUGGAAGCUUUUACGAUUGUAAUAUAUGCUUGGAAAUGGCAAGAGAUCCUGUUUUGACCUGCUGUGGUCAUUUGUUUUGCUGGCCAUGCUUCUAUAGGUUGUCAUAUGCUUAUUCUGUUGCAAAGGAAUGCCCUGUCUGUAAAGGAGAGGUCACUGAAGCCAGCAUUAUCCCAAUUUAUGGCAGUGCAAGUGUCGAUUGUAUUGAUAAGUUGGGAUCGGAAGGAGAUGCUUUGAUAGUUCCUGAUCGACCCCAUGCAUCGAGAAUUGAGAGUAUUAGGCAGCAAUGCAGAAGCCCAACAGCUACUCCAAUCCAUGAAAUGAUGAUUAGUUACUUGUUACAUAACUUAGCUUCAUUUGAAGAGCAAUUUCAAUUCGAAACCCCUGGUGCUACAACCAGUAGACCUAACGAUUUGGCUGCUCAAUCUCGCCAGGAGGCAGAAAAUAGUCAGCAUACUUCUUCCUAUCAAUUUUCAACGUUGCCAUUGCACGAAGAUGCUUCACUUUCAUAUGAUUUGGCAAUUGAUCAUUUAGAUAUUCUCUUUCGUGAAUUCGAAUCAUUCCAUAUGAGAUUGGUUUCUGACAAUAGAGGCUCACCUUUUAGCAUUGUUGCUAUAUCAGGGCGUCCUAAUGGAGAUGUUGCUGCAACCAAUUCUGCAACCCCUUCUUUUGUUUCUCCCAUAAGUAGCGAGGAUGACUUUAAUGCUGUUUCGGACACUGAUAUCCACACAACCAAUAGUAGUACACAGACAAUUUCUGCAUACCCACCAUCUUCUACUGGAACAGAUCUUUGAAGUGAGUUUCAAACGAGCCCGGAAGGUGAUAGUUUACAUGAGGGCCCUUUAUGAAAGAACAAUUGGUUGUGUUGACAGAAGGUUACCAUUUGUAUGCAUGCACUGUGAUUUAUCUGUUGCACAACAUUUUCUGUUCAUUUGUCUGAAACAAAAUAUGCUUUCUGGUUUGUGUAUGAAGUGGAAACCACAGUUUUGAGCAAUUUGUAGAGUGCCCUCAAGGAUCUUACAUGACAUAAGAUAUUCUCAAUUCAAGCUUGAAUAAGAACUCAGAAAGAUAACCCCGUUUACUUGUUUCAA
Lotus japonicus is the source of this 1726-nucleotide messenger RNA. RefSeq lists its product as uncharacterized. The transcript is spliced from 2 exons. Gene Ontology annotation, cellular component: endoplasmic reticulum. Gene Ontology annotation, biological process: ubiquitin-dependent protein catabolic process. The record is from RefSeq and is a predicted model, not a curated record. Lineage: Eukaryota; Viridiplantae; Streptophyta; Magnoliopsida; Fabales; Fabaceae. The coding region runs from base 332 to 1429 and encodes 365 amino acids. Gene Ontology annotation, molecular function: ubiquitin-like protein conjugating enzyme binding; ubiquitin protein ligase activity.